This is a messenger RNA of Periophthalmus magnuspinnatus, 7978 nucleotides long. Its product is annotated as dermatan-sulfate epimerase-like protein. NCBI's taxonomy places the organism in Eukaryota, Metazoa, Chordata, Actinopteri, Gobiiformes, Gobiidae. Gene Ontology annotation, molecular function: sulfotransferase activity; chondroitin-glucuronate 5-epimerase activity. The transcript is spliced from 2 exons. The coding region runs from base 917 to 4564 and encodes 1215 amino acids. The record is from RefSeq and is a predicted model, not a curated record.
GGAGUGACGACAACUUUCCCUGUUUGGUUUCUUUGGACGUUAGGUAGGAAGGAUAUGAGGGACAGACGAGAGAGGGAAGCGAGGAGGAGAGAAAUCUGUCUGGAGAGGUGCUGUGUUGCGAUAGCGCACGCAUAACAUAAGGAGACGAGCUCUGACUAUGUUCUCUGCAGAGGAGACGUUCGUGAUCGAGGCGGCUGGGGUUCUCUGCUCCCCGGGCUGCCUGCGGAGCUUGUGGCCGUCUGUGAUCGGACCCAACGCGGACUGGGGUUGAAUGAUGCGCGCGUACGGGGGAUGUCUUUUUUGUUUUGUUUUUUUGGAGGGGGGUAAGAAGAGGAUCGAUAGGAGCGCAGAGAAGGAGAGGACGCAUAAUACAGGAGUAACGUUAUAGGAUUACAACGUCAACAAGGUGCCUGAGUGUGGAUUUAAAACACAAGUGGCGUGGAUGUUGUGCUGUUUUUUUACGCCUUUGCGCACUGCUUGAAAAAGGUGGCACUGAAGUUUGCUGCGUUCAACAGACGCACAGUAACGCACGGGACAAUGAAAUCACGUUUUGGAACUUGAAACUUUACUUUGGCUGCAGUUGUGAGACUUUUAAGGCAACAGUUCAAACUGGAAAUCUUGAACCAAGCUUAUGGCAUGAACUGUGGCAAGUUUAUAUUACUUUUUUAUGUUAAAACAACUUAGAUGUCAUUCUUUUCCCUCAAAGACUAACUAGACUGGGCUUUAAUUUUGCUUCAUAACCUUUUCAUGUUUUGUGCUACAUUUUUGACAACAUUAAGUGCGCAUAUCUGUACCAUAGAUAGGUCACUAAACUUUAAAGAGACUAAACAAGUUUUCAAAAAUCACCAUGUUCCACCAUUUAUUAUCUACUGCAACUUUGAUCUCUCAUUACAGGACAUUGCAAUGACUUACAAAGAUGUUUUUAUGUAAAAUUACCAACAAGAAGUGUACAAACAUGGCUGUUGGUACCUUGAUAUGUUUUCUACUUUUUCUGCCAAAUUUCACCGUCGCCUCCGGUUUCUCUGGGGUCUUCUUCAACACGACCGACCAGGACAUUCUGACCGACAACUUCCUCCCUGCCAAACCCGCACCGGAGAAAACACGCUCCUCCGAUUCCCACCCGAACCUGUACUUUAACCAAGCCGAUGUUCCACAUUUGAGGCAGAAAUCAGCGACCACCCACAGCCACAUAUUCAAAGUAAUCCGAGCGGCAGUCCUGACCAUGCUGUCCAACAUUCCGUACUACAUGCCUCCCGCAAAACACGAGGAAUUUACCAGCAAGUGGAAUGAGAAUUACGGCAAUGAUCUACCACCGUUGGCGCUCUAUUGCUUGCUGUGCCCGGAGGAUAGUUCCGCCCUGCAGUUCCUUAUCAAGUUCAUGGACAGAAUGGCGGCGUAUCCCGAUUGGAAAGUUACCAGCGCGCCGAACGAUGAGGUCCCAGCCGCGCACUCCCUCACCGGAUUUGCGACUGCUUACGACUUUAUUUACUCUUUCCUGGACGAGCGCCGGCGAGAGAUUUACCUCAAAAAGAUCCGGGCGGAGACGGAGGAGCUGUAUGAGCUGUCCAAACACAGAGCAUGGGGGAAGCAGUACCUUCAGAAUCACCAGACGACCAAUGUGCUGGCUAUACUCACAGGUGCAAUCGUGGUGGGUUCACAUGACAACCCAGAAUCGAUGAUGUGGAAACAAGUGUCUGUCAACUACAUGGAGAAGACCAUGUUUCUGCUGAAUCACAUCGUAGACGGCUCCCUGGACGAAGGAGUGGCCUACGGGAGCUACACAGCCAAGUCUGUCACCCAGUACGUCUUUUUAGCCCAGCGCCAUUUCAACAUUGACAACACUCCCAACAACUGGCUGCGGGCACACUUCUGGUUUUACUAUGCCACACUGCUGCCCGGCUUCCAGCGAACAGUUGGCAUAGCAGAUUCCAACUAUAACUGGUUUUAUGGUCCCGAAAGCCAGCUUGUUUUCCUAGAUACAUUUGUGAUCAAAAACGGCACAGGGAAUUGGCUGGCUCAACAGAUAAGAAAGCAUAGGCCAAAAGAUGGACCCAUGGGACCCUCCGCGGCGCAGCGCUGGGCCACCCUUCACACAGAGUUCAUUUGGUUCAACCCACACCUCUCGCCACAGCCCCCACACGGCUAUGGAAGACCAAGGAUGCAUAUAUUUUCAAACUGGGGUGUGGUGACCUAUGGCGCAGGGCUGCCAAUUUCACAGGGUAACACUUUUGUCUCCUUUAAAUCUGGCAAGUUGGGUGGCCGUGCUGUUUAUGACAUAGUCCACGACAAGCCUUACUCUUGGGUGAAUGAUUGGAAUAGUUUCAACCCGGGUCACGAGCACCCAGAUCAGAAUUCGUUCACAUUUGCCCCCAAUGGACAGGUUUUUGUUUCCGAAGCACUUUACGGCCCUAAAUAUAGUUAUCUGAACAAUGUUUUGGUUUUUGGUCCUUCUCCUACUAGCCAGUGCAACAGUCCGUGGGAGGGGCAGCUGGGGGAGUGCGCCAAGUGGUUGCGAUGGACUGAUGAAGGGGUUGGAGAUACUAGGGGAGAAGUGGUAGUUGCCACUUCUCACUACGACACUAUGUUUGUAAGUGGAGAGGCUGUAAAUGCUUACUCCGCUGCCAUGAGACUAAAAAGCGUUUACCGCGCGCUAGUCCUGCUGAACUCUCAAACACUUUUAGUCGUCGACCAUGUUGAAAAGUUCCCGGACUCCCCCAUAAAUUCCUUCAGCGCUUUUUUCCACAACCUUGACAUUGACUUCAAGUACGUCCCCUUUAAAUUCAUGGACAGGUAUAACGGCGCCAUGAUGGAUGUGUGGGAUGCUCAUUAUAAAAUGUUCUGGUUUGACACGCAGGGUCACAGUCCAGAUACCAGAAUACAAGAGGCAGAGCAGGCGGCUGAGUUUAAAAAGAGGUGGACCCAAUAUGUCAAUGUCACUUUUUCAAUGACAAACACUGUCGCUAGGGUAGCCUAUGUAAUGCAUGGCCCCUAUGUCAAAGUAUCCAACUGUAGAUUCAUAGACAAUGGCCUUAACGGAGUCAGACUUUCCAUAGUGAUCAAUAACACUGAAAAUAUUGUUUCUAUAGCAACUAACUACAAAGAUAUAGGCACAAGGUUGAGUUAUUUAGGAUUUGGAGGGCAUUGUAAAGUGGAAGACUCCUAUCAAGUGACAAGAUACGGCCUCGGAACGCAACUCAUUCCGAAGCAAAUGAGCAGCGAUAAUCAGCUGUUUGAUUUUGUGUUUACAGUGAACGUUAUAGCCGGAGUGGUGCUGUGCGUAGCUGUAGGAUUUCUCACCCUGCAGAGAAAGUUUUAUGUGUGCUUCAGCAGACUUAUGCGCUAUGCCCUCCUCUGCGUCCUCGUUCUAUGGAUAGCUGAGUUGUUAUUUGUUUCCAAUAGCUGCGAUAAGCUUCUUUGCGGGGUCAAAUGGAAAGGAACGGACCCGCAAAACGAAGUCAACAAGCAAAUCAGACAGUACGAGCAACAGCGACUGCCUCUCCCCAACGUCCUCAUCACAGCUCUGCCCGGUUCUGGCGCGGAGAUUCUCAAACAUCUUUUUUACAACAAUUCCGAUUUUGUUUACAUUCGUGUUCCGACGGAGCACUUGGACAUCCCAGAGACGGAGUACGAAUUUGACUCUCUGGUGGAUGACUGUGAGUGGUCGAAGUUGGAUGCUAUUCAGGGGCGCUUUAAAAUGAUCCAAGGCUGGCUUCACUCGCUAGUCUAUGGCAUUAAACUCCACUUGCAAAAUAUUCAGCUAGUGGAGGAUAGCAGAAUAACAAGAAUGAAAAGUGUCAAUAUUGUAAAGGAUAAGAAGAAACGUUUUAGGAGACGAGAAGUGGCGUCAGAGUUAAGGGGAAAACUCAAAGCAAAUUUAGACAGGGAUGUGGAAUAUAUUCGAGAUUUGAGACGUCAUGUCGCGGAAUACCCAAGCGCCCGCAUUGUGCUCUUUUUACGAAGUGGGAGUUGGCCUCUCAAAGUUCCGUUCAUCCAGGAAGUAGUCGGACCCUCUUUGCGGACAAUCUAUUUAGUGAGAGACCCCCGGGCGUGGAUUUAUCUAAUGCUAUACAACAGUAAACCUAGCCUUUAUUCGCUCAAGAACAUCCCACAACACCUUUCUUUGAUAUUCAAGGAGGAUUCUGUCAGGGAUGGGUGCCCAGCUGUGGCGCCAGAGUUUAAAAUAAUCCGCAGGUUACUCGCCCGUUCUGAGAAAAACCCCGUCAUGAUCCUCGCGCACCUGUGGCUAGCUCACACCGCGGCCGCUCUAAGGGUGAGCCGCACUGUCCCGCAAGACUCUUACCUCCACGUGAGGUUCGAAGACUUAGUCAACUACCCCCAGGAAACAGCAGAGACCAUUCAUUCCUACCUGGGGGUGCCUCUGUCGCCCGCUGCCCUGAAUCAACUCAUGUUUACUACUUCGACGAACCUGUACAACUUGAUGUACGAAGGAGACAUUUCGCCGGCUAACAUCAACGCGUGGAGAAGUAACAUGCCCCGAAAAGACAUAAGGAUUGUAGAGGACGUGUGUGGGGGGGUCAUGAAGAGGUUGGGAUACUUAAGGUGACUUAACCGCUGCUGGUCAGCUCUGGGGCUCCUGUUUACUGUAGCUUUCAGUCUGUUACUUUGGUUUAUUUGCACUGACCUUACAUUUGAAGGUAGCAUAACUGUCUUGGAUGUAUGUGCGUAAAUAUGUGGUGCCGACAACUGUAUGGAGAUAGAUUUGUGCCAAAAAUACAACACGAGUUAUCAGAUUAUAUUGAAUUGUUUUAUUGCACAGUGAAACAUUUGGACUAAGUAUAAAUUAUUUAAAGAGAUGCAUUAUAAAAGAUUGGAAGUGGAUUCGCCGUGCAUUAAAACAAAGUGAAUGGAACUGGUUGGACAGCCAUAUAAAGUAAGGUUAUUUUGGGCCACUAGACCUAAUUUCAGUGCGGAUUAAAAAUUAAUGCGACAUUUAAGCUUAGUGAUCACAUAUUAAUCACUAUCUAAGAGGUAAUUGUAUGCUAGUUAGUAGUUAUCCAGCUAUUAGUUAGAAUUAAAAAUACAUGUGCAAUUCUAAUAAUGCUGAAAAAUGCUAAUCUAAGUUUUUAUGGUCAGAAAUAGUUCAGGGCUGAAUAUGAAAGUGCGGCCAUGGACACAAAGCAAAACAUAAAGCACUUAAUAUGCCUUUUACUAUAAUGUAUGUGGUGUUAAAUGUUAUCAAAAAUAUACACUCUUUAUGGCUGUCUAUUCAUUCACAAUUCCAAAUCUACACAAACGCAUUACGCAUAUAUAUUCCCAAAGUUAACAAUUGUUUUUAUUACAACAAAAAUGAGUUUCUAAAUGUGCUUUUUCAAAUUGGCAAACUGUCUCCAACUCAAAUUUGCAAAGACUAUACGUUCGAUUUCCACUGGUUGCCUGUUGACUUCUAAUUCCAAAAGAAAGAGUGGUUAAUGUAACAGUUUUCUCUUCACAUCGCAUCUAACUUGUUCAAAAUUUGGCACACGUCUGUUUCCAUGAGUCUGUAGCAGCUGUUUUAGAGGACUAUUUUACAUUAAAAUGAGUGGAGGAGGUGAGGGUGGACGAGAAGCACUUGUGUUAUUAUUUUUGUCCCUUAGUCGCCCUUCACACUUUUACUUGUGGCACUCUGUUACUGAGUGAGACCUGUGUUGGCAUUAUGAAUAUAAAACAUGGCUAUUACAAUGGGCAACGGAGGCUAUAUAUUUUACACAGCUUCCCUCGCUUGGUACAAUGUGGCUACGUUUGUGGCUAUUGGUUUUGAAAUGAUAUUGAUGUUGGGAAAAAAGAAAAAUUAAAUCUGGGACAUGUUUUCAACGUGCAGAUAUAUAGAAUGAAAAACUAAACAAAUGAGUAACUAUAUAUAAUCAAAUACGUUGAAGAAGAAGAAGAGCUUUAAUGGUUAAUAAUUCUAAAUUCAUAAGAGUUCACCUAUUGAUACUUUGCGGCGACAUCAGGGGGAGGGGAUGUUCAGCAGUUACCAUGCAUUAGCGUUAGCAAACACAACGUGAAGUUUUUAGACUGUCUGAAAACUACAAAAUUUAUUGAAUCAACACAGCUUGGGCGAUUCAAACAUGCAUGAUCCAGUUUCGGUAAUUAAAAAAAAAACAGUUGGCUAAUGCUAUUUUACUUGUGACUGUAAUGCUAUUUCAGAGGGACCUGUUGUUGUUCUAACUCAGUUCAGUUCUUUCUGGUCAGAUUGUGUUAAAACAAACCUCUGAUUAAAGUCUAACUUGAGUAACAGCGCUUCAGACAGAGCAGAGCCUCCAGUUAGCAUCAAACCCCCUUUUAAUUUUGAUGACAUUAUCUGCAAAGUAUCAAUAGAGCUUUGACAUUGUACAAUUUUUGGCAUUGGUUUACAAUUUUGGCAAUUUUGGUUUAAAUUGUUAGAUGUCUGAUUGUUCCCUUUAAAAUGUUAACUAUGCUGCAAUGUACAGAACACAAAUUAUUACAACUGUGGUUUACCAUUGCUGUUAUGAAGUGUUAUGAAUGGGCCUAGCAUUUGCAGCUUUCCAUGUAUUAGCUUAGUGCAUUUUAACAGGGGCUUUUUGAUUGUAUACGGGAGUUAGCGCAUCUCCCCCCAAGCUAACUUCUAGCACGUAAACCUCAAAAGAUCUUAAAUCCUUUUGAAAAAGUGCAAAGAAGAAAGUUAGAACUAUUUAUGGUUUCCAAAGACACGUAUCCCAAAGGAUCACAAAUGAUUAUUCCAUCUCCCUCCGGCAAUAUUGAAUUAAAUGAGAGGAAUGUGCUUAAUAGGGAUCAAAGUAGGGAGAAAAACUGUCACAUUUUUACACAUUUUGUCAUCAGAGUAAUUUCCGAACAGGCCCUGAAGCAACUAAUCUGCAAAUGCUACAACUUAGCAUAGCUGUUUUAUUGCUAUCUCCGCUACUUAAGAGCCUCAAGGGAAUCGCAAAUGGCACUAGCUCCCAUUUAGCUGCCUUGAUAAUCAGAUAUACAGUGAUGUUUUGGGAUUGUGUCACGUAAAUGUAUGUUGACUGAAAUGUGUUAUGGUCUAAUAUAGAUUUAUACAUUUAUUGAAAGUUAAAUGACGUUAUGCAAAGAUUAUAUUGAUUGACAGUGAGAUACAUGAAAAUUUUUUGGGGUGCUUUACUUUCAGCUUAUUCUGACAAUGCUAAAUGGCUACGUGUAAAAAGGUUUGUCCAGCUUUUGUUCGGUAUGGUGCAAUUACUGGGGGAUUUCGAUUGAUACUACAAAAUUUUGGAUCCAGACAAUGAGGAACACAUGUUGGGUUAAAAUACUAAAACGGAUGUGCUUUGCCAACAUUUUCACAUGUGCAAUUUGGAUUUUGUUGUUUAGUCGAACUUAUCUGACACUAUAACUACAUUUUGCUUGUUUACCGUUACUCUACAUUCAUUAUAAAGUAAAAGAACCAACCUAGCAUACCAUACCUAUCCAAGCCUUCACGGCAAUCACUGUAACGUUCUGCUUAACGUGUACAAAUAAGCUAUGUCUGUCUAAUUCAAACCCCAAUUGAGUUAACAGGAGGUAUAUUUAAAACAUUAGAAAUCAGUUUUGCAUUAUGUACGACUUUGUAUUACAUGAAAAUACAACGUAACUGUGAUUUGCUCUCAAGCUAGCCAUACCAACCAGUUUCAAUAUCAAAGACCAUUCCAUUCAUAAGAUGCGCCAACGUACUAUGGCCCCAUUUGAAACCAUCUCUCGUGCAGUGUUCCUUUGUUGUUUCUUUUAUUUAUUUAGUUAGUUUUAUUUUCUCUAAACCCUCACAGCCUGAAGAACAUGGCAUCUGAUGUCCGUGGUCUCUGGAUGUGGAGACUUGGAAGACAUGCUUUGACUUUGGUGUUGCAAUCCUGUUUUUUCCCCGUUUGCUCAUGGGGCUAUGGUUCCUUGCUUUUGUGGCCUUGGAUUACAAUCAUUUUUGUUUGGGGGAAAUGUUGGGGAGGUUUUACUGUAGGUGUCGGAGCUGCUGGUGAAGAUGCAAUGGAAAAAUAAAUUUGUAAAAAGA